Molecule: messenger RNA, 411 nt
Organism: Rotaria sordida
Lineage: Eukaryota; Metazoa; Rotifera; Eurotatoria; Philodinida; Philodinidae
Source: the annotation of a GenBank genome assembly
AUGGUAAAAGAUCUAAUUUUUGGAUUAGCAAAUGGACAUAAUAUGAUUUUAGCAGGUGACUUCAAUAUGCAACCUAUUGACAGUUAUUAUCGUGCAAUUACUGAACGUGGUUACGCCUAUCGUCAUCUACCAAAAUCAAAUAUAUAUGAAGUUCGUUAUCGACCUGAUGCUAAACAUGUAUUAAGAAGUGCCUAUAUGGAAAAAAAUGGAGCUGAACCGCUUUUUACAACGUUUUCGUCCACUCCAGAUAGUCCUGACUUUUGCACCACUAUGGACUACAUAUUUUUUCAUGGUCGUCUUGUAGUAGAUAAAGUGCUACGAUUGCCAGAUUAUAUAACGAGUGAAUCUUAUCCUGAUGCAACACAUCCUUCUGAUCAUUUGAUGAUCGCAGCCACAUUUCGAUUCACCUGA